GCUUGGGAUGCUGCUGACAGAGACAGAAACAGAGAUGAUGUCUGACGGGAACCCCACGGUGGUACUGGACCACGGCACGUCCUCCAUCAAGGCUGGGCUGGCCGGACAGUUCAAACCUCACGUGUUCUUACCGACCCUGGUGGGCAGGCCAGCCUUCCCACAGCACCAGUCUAUAGGCGUGUGCUGUGGAGAAAAGGCCCUGAAAAACUGGCGCGAACUGAAGAUCACCUACCCGAUCGCGGAGAGUACCAUCACUGACUGGGACGACAUGGAGGUGAUCUGGAACCACAUUUUUCACGAGGAACUGAAGAUCCAGCCAGACGAGCACACGUACCUGCUAACAGAGAGGCCGAGGAACCCGCGACAGGCCAGGGAGAAGACAGCAGAGAUCUUUUUUGAGAAGUUCGGUGCCCAGGCGAUUUACCUGGCCAUUGAGUCUGUCCUAUCCCUGUAUACGAGCGGCCGGACGGUUGGGAUGGUGUUGAACUGUGGGGAGGGCGCCUCCCACGCCGUGCCCGUGUACGAGGGGUACGCUCUACCUUUGUCCUGGAAGAGAGUCAGCGUAGCCGGAACCCAUCUCACGGACUACCUUAUAACGUUGUUGGAGAAGAAAGGACACUCUUUCAAGUCACCAGGUGAGCUUAUAGUGUAGUAAGGAAAGGGUACAUUA
Molecule: messenger RNA, 670 nt
Organism: Branchiostoma floridae (Florida lancelet)
Lineage: Eukaryota; Metazoa; Chordata; Leptocardii; Amphioxiformes; Branchiostomatidae
Product: actin-like
Source: RefSeq, a predicted model, not a curated record